GAAAUUUCAGGCAUCAAAGCUGUAUCGGUGUCCCAGUGGUAGUGAGCAGCUACUCCAGUCUUUUGCGUAGCUCAUAAACCCUGAUUUUGAUGCCUCCAUUCCUCAUAAACCCUCCUAAUUUCAUCACCCCCAUAUCUCCAAUCCACUCCAAAUCAAACCACAACUCAACCGAACCAGCUCCGAUUGUCCGUUCAUUCUCCAUGCCCAGAUGAAGAAGAAAUUUCUUAUCACUGCUUUGAGUUUGUGGUUCAGAAUGUUAUUUUCUCUGCGCACUUUUUUUCAAAUUGGUCGCACAUUCCCUCGCCCUCACAGUGUAACCACCGCUCCUUUUAUUUUCUCUUCACCUUCGCCUUCUUUUUUUAUGUUAACGUAUUCACAUUCACAUGCUUCUUCAUUCUAUUGUCCCUUAAUUUUAUUCACCGGCUUUCUUUAUAUACUCAGAUACCCUGUUACCACUGUAUCGUAUAUCCCCAAACCCGCCUCGUUUCGUCAACCUUUAGAUAGAGAUUCAAUCGUUGAUAUCAUUGUACAUGACCAAUGGAAUGAUCCCAGAUUGCUUAGUUUCAUCGACUCCUCAUUGGGUCCUUUAUGGGUUUCCAGGGUUUUGGUUCAACUUAAAGAAAAUCCUAGGUUGGCAUUGAAAUUCUUUAAAUGGGCCAAAACCAGAAUCGGGUUUUCCCUCACUACUGAGUCUUACUGUAUAUUAGUUCACAUUUUGUUUUUUGCUAGAAUGUACUUUGAUGCUAACUUUAUCCUUAAAGAACUGAUUUUGUCACGUCGGAUUACUCCUGGUUUUGACGUUUUUGAAGUUUUGUGGUCUACUAGAAACGUCUGUGUUCCGGGAUUUGGUGUUUUUGAUGCUUUGUUUAGUGUAUUUAUCGAAUUAGGAAUGCUCGAGGAGGCGGUACAAAGUUUUUCAAGGAUGACGGGGUUUAGGGUGUUGCCAAAGGCGCGGUCUUGUAAUGCCCUUUUGCAUAGUUUUUCAAAGGCUGGGAAAGGGGAUUUAUCUAGGAAUUUUUUUAGGGAUAUGAUUUCGGCUGGGGUUGCCCCUUCGGUAUUUACGUUCAAUAUCCUGAUAGAUUAUGCGUGCAAAGAAGGGGAUAUGUUAACUGCUAGAAGCUUGUUUCAGCAAAUGAAACAGAUGGGUUUAACACCAGAUAUUGUCACAUACAAUUCUCUUAUUGAUGGAUAUGGGAAGUUAGGAUUGUUGGAUGAAUCCGUUUACCUAUUUGAGGAAAUGAAAGAUGUGGGUUGUGAACCUGAUGUAAUAACUUAUAAUGCUUUGAUUAAUUGUCUCUGUAAAUAUGAACAAAUGCCUAAAGCUUUUCUGUUUCUCCGCGAGUUGAAGAAUAAUGGAUUGAAACCUAAUGUUGUAACCUAUAGUACACUAAUUGAUGCUCUAUGCAAGGAGGGGAUGUUGCAGCAGGCAGUUAAAUUCUUGUUAGACAUGAGACGUGUAGGUCUUUCACCUAAUGAAUUUACAUAUACUUCACUGAUUGAUGCAAACUGUAAGGCUGGAAAUAUCAAUGAUGCGCUGAAACUGGCUAAUGAGAUGUUGCAGCAGGUUUGUCUCGACUUCAACAUUGUUACGUACACAACUUUAUUGGAUGGUCUUUGUAAAGGAGGAAGGAUGCAGGAAGCAGAAGAACUAUUUAGGGCAAUGAUAAAAGCUGGGGUAACUCCAAACCUUAAGACUUAUACAUCCCUUGUUUAUGGACUUCUAAAAAGUAAGAGGGCGGGAAAUUCAAUGGAUAUUCUGAAAGAAAUGAAGGAAAAAGAUAUUAAACCUGAUUUAGUACUUUAUGGAACAAUUAUUUGGGGUCUUUGCGGUGAAAAUAAACUUGAAGAUUGUGAAUUUGUAAUGAAUGAAAUGAAACAGUGCGGACUAAGUGCAAACCCUGUCAUAUACACUACCCUUAUGGAUGCUUAUUUCAAGGCAGGAAAGGCUGUGGAGGGACUCAACCUUCUGCAAGAAAUGCGUGACUUGGGUAUAGAGGUUACAAUUGUCACAUUUUGUGUAUUAAUCGAUGGUUUGUGCAAAAUGGGUUUGGUUCAAGAGGCCAUUGAUUACUUUUCUAGGAUAUCUGACUUUAAUUUGCUGCCUAAUAAUGUAGCCGUCUGUACUGCCCUGAUUGAUGGUCUUUGCAAAAAUAAUUGCAUUGAAGCUGCAAAGAAGUUCUUUGGUGAAAUGCAAGAUAAAAAGAUGAUUCCAGAUAAAAUCACAUUCACAGCUCUAAUAGAUGGAAAUUUGAAACACAACGACUUUAAAGACGCUUUAAAUAUUAGGAGCCGGAUGUCUGAAAUCGGAAUGGAGCUUGAUCUGCAUGCUUACACUUCCCUGGUAUGGGGAUUUUCUCAAGGUGGCUUAUUGCAGCAAGCUAGAAAAUUUCUUGAUGAGAUGAUCACAAAAGGUAUUUUUCCUGAUGAGAUUCUCUGUAUUCAUUUGUUAAGGAAGUAUUAUGAGCAUGGAAAUGUAGAUGAAGCUUUUGAAUUGCAGAAUGAAUUAGUGAAGAAGGGUCUUUUAUAUGGCAAUAGUAAUACCAAAUCUGUAAUUCCUAAUGUACAACCAUAAGAUGGUUUUCACUUCUGCAUUAACAAGAAUAGGAAGUAUAUGCCAAGUGUCCAUGGCUAUUUGACUCCAUGGCUAUGCAGAGAUAGUGUUUUGUAUUGGUAUGGUCAUACUUAGAGCUGCUUGAUAAACUUUCAAUGGAUGCAAAAUCUGCUGCCCGAAGAGGUUCUUAAUUGUGAGCAUCCGAGUGAUUGCAAUGACUGGAACAAAACCUGCACUAUGUUUGCGUGGUUCAAACACUUUCAAAAGCUUAUUUAGAGGUGAUGAUGUGGUUGCAUAUAAGCUUUGAGAGAAAUCAGCACAGGUUUUGAUUUAGCUGGAUUCCACAAUCUUACUUUCAACUCCUACAAUGGACUUGGCCACUAUAGGACAUUCGCUCUGUACUUCGUUGUCCAGGAAAGCUGAUGUAACACCUCUUAAUGGCUACUAGCUGAAGUAUGUUUGCAUAUGCAAGGAAGGCCUAAGAAGAGGGAUGCUGCAAUAUUUACUAUCUCAUGUCAGGGUGUGGCUGGUUGAUAGAAAUGUCUCAAGGAGGAGAAAACUUAGCCAGGAGGCUUUUACAGAGCCAUGGCUACGUUGCGUGAUUGUUUUAAUAAGCAGUUUCUGUGAGAAACAAGGAAUUCACAUGAAAUUCUGCGAGUUCUUCUAGAAGCAAAUGAUGACUCAUCCUCUUCUAACCUUACUUUGAGUAAUAUCUAGAAAGAUAUUUAGGGAAUCGAUCCGAUUCAAUCACUUUUCAUUCCGUUUUGAAGAAAGGAGGAUCCUGAAAUAUAAAAUGUAAAAGAUUAAGGCAUUAUGAUUUUAAUUGUUGUUUUGUUCUGAAUCAGUUGUGUUAAUGUGUAGACGCAUAUGGGAGUA
Messenger RNA from Mercurialis annua (annual mercury), 3427 nucleotides. Its product is annotated as putative pentatricopeptide repeat-containing protein At2g02150. Bases 209 to 2572 code for a protein of 787 amino acids. The transcript is spliced from 4 exons. The record is from RefSeq and is a predicted model, not a curated record. Gene Ontology annotation, molecular function: protein binding. Lineage: Eukaryota; Viridiplantae; Streptophyta; Magnoliopsida; Malpighiales; Euphorbiaceae.